Porites lobata is the source of this 3472-nucleotide messenger RNA. Lineage: Eukaryota; Metazoa; Cnidaria; Anthozoa; Scleractinia; Poritidae. The record is from the annotation of a GenBank genome assembly.
CACGCUGGCACCCAUGUUGACUUCAACUGCUCGACAGAUGAGCCAAAUGCUACAGUGAAGCUUCUGUUUACACAUGAUUUUGGUUCAACUUGGAGAGUUAAAACUCUUGCGCCAGACAGACUUGUUUUAAAGGAGCAGGUUUUUACCUUAAUGAACGUCGUUCUUAGAGAUGGCGGUAGCUACGCUUGCAACGCGACAGAUCAGUCAGGUCAAACCAUCCAAUGGCCAAAUAGUCGUGGAAUAAUCUUAUACGUAAGAUCAGGUGUGUUUAUUUUGCUUUGUUAAAGGGGCUAUGUCAUGAGUUGUUGUCUUGGGUAAAUUCUUUGCUUAAAAAAGUCAUUACAGUUGAACCCAGUUAAUACGGUCACCAAUGGUCCAAAUUUAAAAAAUUUGGCCGUAAUAACGAGGUGGCCGUAAGGAGGGGUUACACUGUACUUAAUGCCCUUACUCAUAGACAAAAUGCUCCUAUAGAGUUUUAAAAAAGAUAGUAUCCGACCAAUCUCAUCAGGGAGCACUAACCAUGGUAAUUUUUAAAUUUUUGGUGAUUUUUGGAGGCAUGGUAUUAAAACUUGAUACCGUUGGCCUAAUUUUUUCAAGUUCAAUGCCUGAUCGGCCGCGUAAAAACAAACGAGAGGAAAUUAACAGUUUCUUCAACGCCUAAAUAUAUAGAGGCACCCAACAAGAGUAUAGUUCAAAACCACUUAAACAUGGCAUUGUUAAACGUAUUUUAGUAUUUAAAUGGUAGAUAAAGGAAUAUUUUUAUCCCCUAAAAAUUUUUCGUGAUCUGUUCGGAUUUCCUAGCUGAAAGUCUAGUGAUCUGAAAAUUAUGGGGAUCAAGACUUACCUUUCCGAAAAUUUCAGGCAGAAACAAGGCUCCCGAAAAUUUUAGGGUCGUUAAAAAUGUUCAAUUAUACCAUUUUUUAGAUGUUCGAAAAUCCUAGGAGAGGCAGGCAGGCAAGAAAUUUUACAACAAAUGUUACAAAAAUUCUAGAUCUCAAAUCGUCUUCCGAACAGAUGUUUUCCGAAAAUUGACGUUGGGUGCCCCUGAAUUAAUUACAUAGUCUGAGUUGCAAAAUUUUAAAAACUGGACCAUUUUUGUUUUGGUAUUUAAUUGAUUGAUCAGUUUUAUCUUUUCAAAGACAGCGAAUCGUGUGACGUAGACCCCCACUUUAUAGACAAGCAACGUGACUGAGUAUAGCUGUUAGAAAGUUCGUGCGCAUAUAUCAUUGUUUAUUUUGACUUGUACCGGUGACAGUAUGCGCCAAAUGAACGGUUUCCGCAAGAGUUGUGUGAUACCCGGGGGAUACUCAACAAUGUUUUAUUCGGGGAGGCUCCGUCCCGAGGUCUGCCCCCUUACCCACCGCCGUAUACGCACCCUUUUUGCCGUACUGAAGAAUAUAUCACAAAACCAGAACGUUUUCUCGACUUUUUCACAGACAUAAAAUGCGUGUUAACCCUUUAAAGCCUUGUAUAGACGAAAACAACAUAUCUCCCCACGCUUUCAUCCACCUCAACUAAUUAAAUCCCUACCUUUUUCCAUCCUUGAAGCAUGAAAACGGUAACCCUGUUCGGGCGGAACCUCCCCAUAUAGGACAUUGUGGUAAGGACCUCUCUUCAGGGGAACCCAACGUCUGAAUUUUUGGAAAAUAUCUGUUCGGAAGACGAUUUGAGAUCUAGAAUUUUCGGAACAUUUGUUGUAAAAUUUCUUGCUUGCCUGCCUCUUCUAGGAUUUUCGAACAUAUUAAAAAUGGUAUAAUUGUCCAGUUUUAACGGAUUUUUACCCUGAAAAGGUCACCUAGAAUUUUCCGGAGACUUUUUCAAACUGAUUUUUUCGAAAAGGUAAGUUUUUUGAUCCCUAUAAUUUUCGGAUCACUAGACUUGCAGCUAGGAAAUCCGAACAGAUUAAAAAUUCUUAGGGGACGAAAAUAUGCCUAUAUCUACCCUUUAAAUACUAAAAUACGUUCAACAAUGCUAUGUUUAAGUGGUUUUGAGCUAUAUUCUCGUUGGGUGCCCUUGUCUCUUCCGGGCGGGGUUGUGUUAUAAAAAUAGGUGCAGGUAUUUAUAUAUAUUUUAUAACAUUUUAAAUAUAUUGUCCAAUUUUGUUUCUGUUUGGUUGUUGUUGUUGUUUUUUUCAUUCUAUGAGGUUUUUUGUGCUUUAUCAAAAGUUUUAUUCAUUUAUUUAUUUUUCAUACAUGUUCUUGCGAGGAGUAUGAAAAAUAAUAUCUUUCAUUUUCUCCUCAGUUGAACUGCCAAAACAUUUUGUGUUGAUUCCGAAAAAAUCUAUCACUCUGUUUCGAGGGCAGGAUAGCAGAGUAACUUGUGAAUGUGAUGGUGCUGCAGAUGCCACUCUAAAGUGGGAAAAGAAAGGGAAUAAAGGAUCAUAUUCGGUUGUCCCGGAAAGUAAAGUCACCAUCAUUAAAGAUCUGAUAACCAACAGAGUGCAGGCUAUUCUGAAGAUUGUUAAUGCCCAAUUAACAGACUCUGGUUCAUACAAAUGCACCGUAAUGGUAGAACCUGAUAAAUCAGAUUAUAGGUUGACAACUGUGAGAGUUAUAGGUAGGUUUGUCAGGCAGGGUUUUUACACAUUGACAGGAGCCCAUAAUGGUUAUGGGCUCCUGACAUUGAAUGAUAACUGGGCUUUUAACCAAGUGGACGGGGAAGGGGGGAGGAAAUUGAACAAAAUUUUUUACUGCCAGGCAUUGGUUUCCUAAAUACGAGAAUGCGCCGUCCUGAAGUGAAACCCCUUACCCAAAUUCUGCUGUUUUUACAGCUACCAUUUUGACAAAAAAGGUAUAGCCCUUUCGACCAUCCAUUGAGAAAGCAUCAUCCCUUUCCUAAACCCUUGGAAUAAAGCUAAUGAAUGAUGUUAAGGGAGAACAGCCACACGUACAGCACUCUCGAUGUUUGAGUUAUGAUCCCUCACUGGAACCACCCGCGGCAAUUAAAAUAAAAUCUCUUUGACCGUCCUUUGCCAAACUUGAUGUUGUAAUAACAUUUUGAUUUUAUUUCAUCGUUAUUUAUUGGCAUAGCUUAGUAAAUCCCUAAAAUAAUAGGGCGAGGAUCUGAAAAAUAUGGGUAAAAAUUUCUUCGGCGAAAUCCUGUUCGAUAAUGAUAAAAUACUUAUCGUAAGAUCAACGUGUUUUCGUUUUCCACGGCAGCUAAGUUGGCAGACCACUUCAGGCUGAGACCAAGCAGAUCAGUAACUGUGCUACAAGGCAAGGAGGUAAAAGUCAAAUGUGAAUCAAAGGGUGUUUCAGUCACCAAGCUACAGUGGAAUAAACAAACAAUUACAGGGGAUGUGCCUGUUCCAGACAACAUGGUCACUUUUGUUAGAGAUAGAUACACCAACGCCAUGAAGGCUAUCCUCAAGAUCGCGCAUGCUAAAAUUGAAGAUGCUGGUCUGUACAAGUGCGUGUUGACGGCUUUUGGCAAGACUGACUUCAAGCGGAUCAAGAUAACAGUGAAAGGUUAG